Molecule: messenger RNA, 801 nt
Organism: Lindgomyces ingoldianus
Lineage: Eukaryota; Fungi; Ascomycota; Dothideomycetes; Pleosporales; Lindgomycetaceae
Exons: 4
Coding region: 1-801 (266 amino acids)
Source: RefSeq, a predicted model, not a curated record
AUGGCCAUUCCAGAGGACGCUGCUCUACUCCCUCCUCCCACACAGGUCAACGACACACACAAGCAUUACGAUGUAGCCAUUGCGGUCAUAUUAAUGAUGGUAACUGCAACUAAUGUAACCGUAGGGCGCCUUGUAUCUCGAAGGAGCUCCCGUGCUUUUCGGAACGACGACUGGGCCAUGAUAUCAGCACUACUUUUGUACAUUGGUCACGGCAUCAUGAUAGUAUAUUGUAAUUUAUAUGGCGGAUCUGGUAAAACACUAUGGGAGGUAAUAGUAGCUGACACAUACUACUUACUACAGGGGAUCGUUGCACCAGCGUUCACCUACCCAGCGAUGACUGCCGCAGUUCGAGUCUCGAUCCUCCUAUUCCACCAUCGCAUUUUCGGACUCACCGAAAUGGUGGCACGGUGGUCAAUAUGGGCUUGCUUCAUUCUGACAUUCGUAUAUGUGGUUAUAUUCACAGUUAUUCCCGGAGUAAUCUGUACGCCACUCUCGGCAGCAUGGCAUCCCCUUACGAGAAAGAUACACUGCAAAAGCGAUCAGUUGUACUACGACUACAAUGUCGCACUGUAUAGCUCGAGCCUUGGAAUGGACGUUUUGCUUCUUAUACUCCCCGUAGCACCGGGUAUGCGACUGCAAUUGCCACUCAAGCGACUCCUGGGUGUCUUGGUCAUGUUCGUUCUUGGGAUAUCGUCACUAAUCCUGAAUUCAGAGCAUGCAUCAUACAAGCUUGCCAUCUAUGUCAUGCAAUGGGGAAGAACAGGCGAUACCGACCCUAGCUGUAGGUACUUCAUCAUAUAG